Messenger RNA from Drosophila willistoni, 2733 nucleotides. It is a transcript of the gene Usp5, whose product is annotated as ubiquitin carboxyl-terminal hydrolase 5. The transcript is spliced from 2 exons. Gene Ontology annotation, biological process: protein deubiquitination. NCBI's taxonomy places the organism in Eukaryota, Metazoa, Arthropoda, Insecta, Diptera, Drosophilidae. Gene Ontology annotation, molecular function: protein binding; zinc ion binding; cysteine-type deubiquitinase activity. The record is from RefSeq and is a predicted model, not a curated record. The coding region runs from base 167 to 2659 and encodes 830 amino acids.
UGACACGCGAAUUUUGUUGUUGCAUUUUUUCGCCAAAGCGUCGCAGCAAGCGCUGCAGCAAUAAGCUUCAAUAAAUCUAGAAGUACAUAGCAAUCGUAGCUGUAGAUAUUUAAAUAUAGAUCUGUCAACAUUAUUCCAAUCGAAUUGAGUCAAAUUGAAUAAAAUAAUGGAAGAACUACGAAAGCAUUUAUCUAAGGUGAACGUUCCCUGCGGCUCGGGCACCGGCACCGGCAUGGGCACUGCGCCCAUAUACAAAGACGAGUGCGUCUACUCAUAUGAUAAUCCGGAGACCCCGACAGGUCUGUAUGUAUGCCUAAACAGUUUCCUUGGCUUUGGUGAGGCAUAUGUUAGGCAGUAUGCCACUAAGACGGGAAAUUGUGUGUUCCUGCAUAUCAAGCGAGAGAAAACUUUGAAGGAGAGAGAGGCCCAGGAUCAAGAGACUGAUACAGAGGCCGCUGGUCCGGAGCGUAAAAUUACUCGUCUGGCCAUUGGAGUAGAAGGUGGCUACAAUGAGACUGAUAUGGCCAAAAAGUAUGAGAUCAAGGACACCUACAGCAUCGUAGUGUCCCCCCAUUUGGAGAAAAAGUUACCCUAUCCAGAUCCAGAGCUGCCAAUGCGCGUCACUCAGGCAGUGGAGGCAAUUUUGGCAGCCGAUUCGGCAAUUGCAAAAUUGGAGAAGGCCACUUUAACUGGUACUUGGGAUGGAGAAGUACGCCAGACAUCCAAAUACGCCGAGAAUCUCCAGCAGCUGGACAACGGCAAGAAAAUACCACCAUCGGGCUGGAAAUGCGAGAAAUGUGAUUUGACCAACAAUUUAUGGUUAAAUCUUACGGAUGGUUCAAUACUCUGCGGCCGCAAGUUCUUUGAUGGCAGCGGUGGCAAUGAUCAUGCGGUUGCUCACUAUAAUGAUACCAAAUAUCCAUUGGCGGUAAAAUUGGGAACUAUUACGGCGGAUGGCAAGUCGGAUGUAUUUUCCUAUCCAGAAGAUGAUAUGGUCGUUGAUCCACAUUUGGAAAAGCAUCUCUCCCAUUUUGGUAUUAACAUGGCAGCCAUGAAAAAGAGCGAGAAAUCGAUGGUGGAAUUGGAACUCGAGAUCAACCAGCGUAUCGGCGAAUGGUCCGCUUUGACAGAGAGCGAAAGCGAACUGACACCCCUAGCAGGGCCUGGCUAUACAGGAAUGCGUAAUUUGGGUAAUUCCUGUUAUAUUAAUAGCGUGAUGCAAGUGCUUUUCGUCAUACCAGAUUUCCAGAAGCGUUUUGUGGGCAACGGUGCUGAGUGUUACUUCAAAGAGUUUCCUAGUGAUCCGGCCAAUGAUUUUAAUAUUCAAAUGUCGAAGCUGGGAAAUGGAUUACAAUCGGGCAAGUAUAGCAGCAUUGUAGAGAACACUUUGGAUACGGAGCAUGCUACCGGAAUAUCGCCUGCCAUGUUCAAGAAUAUUGUGGGCAAGAAUCAUCCGGAUUUUAGUACGAAGCAACAACAGGAUGCCAAUGACUUUUAUUUGCAUUUGCUUACCCUAUUGGAUCGCAAUUCGCGCAAUCAGUCCAAUCCGGCCGAUGCUUUAAAGUUUUUGCUUGAGGAUCGAGUUGAAUGUCUGGCCAGUCGUAAGGUCAAAUAUAAGACGCGUGAGGAAUAUAGUUUCCGAUUGCCCAUCCCUUUGGAUAAGGCCACCAAUCUGAACGAGGUGCGCGAAUACCAGGAACGGGAGCAGGCCGCCCGUGAAAGCGGCCAGCGUCCUUCAGGAGAUAUUGUGCGUCACAAGGUGCCGUUGCAGGCUUGUCUGGAGCGCUUUUUCGGCUCUGAAUUAAUCGAGCAAUUCUUUUCGACAGCCAUUAAUGGCAAAACUAAUGCCAAGAAGUCCACCCGUUUGGCCACUAUGCCCGAUUUCCUGAUGAUACAUUUAAGUAAGUUUACCUUGGGCGACGAUUGGGUGCCCAAGAAGCUAGAUGUCUCAGUUGAUAUGCCCGAUGAUCUGGAUCUAUCGUCGUGGCGCUCUCUGGGCGGCCUACAGAGCGGCGAGGAGCCAUUGCCAGAGCCACCGGCCGAGCAGCCGAAAUUCACCUUUGACGAGGCUGUCAUGUCAGAGUUAGUCAAUAUGGGUUUCCCACAGGAGGCUUGUAAGCGGGCCUGCUUCCACACCAAAAACAGCGGUCUUGAAGCCGCCUCCAAUUGGCUAAUGGAGCACAUUGGCGACGAGGAUAUCUCUGAUCCGUUUGUGGUGCCCAAUAACAGUAUUGGCGAUAGUGCGGCCAAUCAAUUUGUGGCCAAUCCCGAAAGUCUGGCCAUGUUGAUGAGCAUGGGAUUCGAUGAGCGUCAGGCUGUUGCUGCCCUCAAAGCCACUGAUGGCAACGUUGAACGAGCCACCGACUGGAUUUUCUCGCACGCCGACAGCAUUGAUGAGCCGCAACAACAGUCUGCUGCUGUCCAGACCACAGAUGCGCCAACUUCCACCACCAACGCCACCAACUAUCGCGAUGGCUCGGGCAAAUAUAAGCUGGUUGCAUUCAUCUCGCAUAUGGGCACAUCGGCCCAGGUGGGACAUUAUGUCUGUCACAUACGCAAGGAUGGCGAAUGGGUCAUUUUCAAUGACACCAAAGUGGCCAAGUCUCAGAAUCCGCCCAAAGAUUUGGGCUAUCUGUAUCUUUAUAUGCGUGAAGAGUAAAAAGCCCAGUGGCCACCCCCAGUCCGCAGUCUGAUCUCAGUCUGAUUUUGAAACGAUAAUUAAAUUUAUAUAUA